Molecule: messenger RNA, 2010 nt
Organism: Durusdinium trenchii
Lineage: Eukaryota; Dinophyceae; Suessiales; Symbiodiniaceae
Source: the annotation of a GenBank genome assembly
AGCUUUAUUGCUCAAACAGAUGCUGCAAUAGCCCAGGCCAACGACUUGAUAUGAGAGAGCAUGUUUGCUUUUGUUCUCUUUCGUGUCCUUCUUCCCUUGCAGCCCGUAUUUGCGGCCCGGAAGGUUUGCGGCCAUGGUCCGCAUGGUCGUUUUUCUGCGGCUCCUGCCUGUCGCUGUGGUGGCCUUGUACAACACAGCCUUCGUUGGCACAGAAAAACAGCGACGCACGGUGCGCCGAGCCGAAGGCACACAUGUCGAUCUCGAUGAAGUCGACAUCCGGGCGUUGCAAGAGCUUCUGCCACUUCGGGAGGCCCGCACCGAGGCCCGCUGCGUGGUGAUUGGGGAGGCCGCACCGCGCGGCGAAGAGGAGAAGGCUGCCUUGGUGAAAAGGCUCUUGGCGGCCAAACGUUUUUCAGGGAAGACCUUUGAUGAGAUCGCCAAAGAGCUGGGAUAUACCAACGCCUAUACCGCAAAUCUCUUCUUCAACCAAGCACAGUUGAAAGAGCGCUCUGCGGAAAAGCUGAAGGAGUGGGAAGGACUUGCAAUGCUGAACCGCCGCGACAUAGAGAUGAUGAAACAGCCGCCGACGCGGAGCUUUGAUCCUGCUAUUCUGCAGGUGGCUCACGACGACGACGACGACGAAAAGAUGCCCAGACCCAAAGUCUUUGGGGCGCCCCUAGAAGGUUUGGUCAGUGUUUCUAUCAGGUUUGAUUCUGUCCUAUUUCGAUUCAUAGGUUGUGAACCCUAAAACAGACUAAAACACAACGAGGUUGUAUCCUAGACCUCCACCGCUGAUCUUCUCAUCGCUUUUUGGCCAAUUCGACCGGGACCCCGUCCACUAGCGAUGGGAGAACAAAUACAUCAAAAGCCAAUCCUUCUCCAACAUCUUCGACGUUUCUCCCGUCGAUUGGAUUCACUGUUUGGCGCUGGUCACACACUCCCAGUGAGCUGGUGAACCCAUCUGAUCGCCUCGCCACGUGGUGCGACGUUCCAGUUUAGCUCUUGAUGGGCGGGGUAACAAGAGUGGACUUGUUGGCUGGUUCCAGAGAUGGAUCGAAGCUGCAGUUGUUGGCUGGUCACGUCAAACUGUAAGCGAAGUGAGAAAAAGAUGGGAAGGGAGCUUUGGGAAGAGUGGAGUCGGUGAAGCUGUUUUUCGCACAAUCCAGAUGAUGCCGUUCAGCUUUGACCCUUCAAACGGGGUGGCAUUUUUCGGAUCGAGGCCCUGCUGCACUGCUGUGGUCAGUCCGUGUCCGGUCCUUUUUGGGCGACCCAUCGGGCCGCGCUUCUAGUGGAGAGAGGUUGCCAAAGUCACACUCCCCGGAGCCACCGUUGACGUGGAGUCGUCUCCCAAAGACUCGGACGACCAAUGGCCGGCUGACCAAUGGCCUGUGGUUUUCACUCCGGCCCCCAACAAACCUCCGGAAACCUCCGGGAGGGUCUGGGGCAUGUGGGCGUUUCCCUUGUUGAAGCCGAAUCAGACGGGGCGGUGUCCGCCGUGUGGCGGUGAAACGGGCGCAGGAACCCAACGUCUACCGCCUCUACGAGGCGAUCAUGCACUACGGCGAAGCCAUCAAGGCGCCGAGCCCUCAAGAGUGACUGAGCUGCGGAUGACCUCCGGCACCGCGGAUGACCUUUUUGGCUGCGGACACAAGAUCUGCAGCAGCUGCAGAGUCGCGGCACGCCCAAACACAUGCGGAGAAAGGAUGGACAUGGAUGGAAUGGCUUGGGUGAGAAGUCUUCCUUUUCGAUCCACAGUGGCGUUCUAGUGGGGGCUGCGGAGCCUCACUUCUCGUGCGUGGAAGAAGAAAGCUCCCCUCGAAGUCUCAAAAAGAAGACGAGAUGAACGGUUUCGCGAGACCCUGGCCCCUUGAAACACCACCCACUCCGAGUCCAUGGCGCAUGUUCUUUCUCGAAGAUGCCUGCCCCGAAGCAGUUCAUGCUUCUGACCCCGCUUUGGAGCAGGUCCACCUGCUUGGAGCAGAAGGAAUAAAAACCCGAGGGCAGAUGCAU